Coregonus sp. 'balchen' is the source of this 4922-nucleotide messenger RNA. Lineage: Eukaryota; Metazoa; Chordata; Actinopteri; Salmoniformes; Salmonidae. The record is from the annotation of a GenBank genome assembly.
AUGAACAACAUGCUGAAUGAGACUCAGUGUUGUUUGGUCCUCCAGCAGCGUAAUGUCCAGGGAGGGCUGAACAACAACAUCAACAACAUGCUCCCUCUGCUCAUCGCCUGUGUGUGUUGUGUGUGUGUUUUGUGUGAGUGUGAGUGUGUUGUGUGUGUGUGUGUGUGUGUGUGUUUUGUGUGUGUGUGUUGUGUGUGUGUGUGUGUGUUGUGUGUGUGUGUGUUUGUUUGUGUGUUGUAUGUGUGUGUGUUGUGUGUGUGUGUGUGUGUUGUGUGUGUGUGUGCCCAGCAUAAUGCCGAGGGCUGAACAACAUGCUCCCAUCUCCUCUCACUCUAUCACACACUCAGACCUUACGCCCCUUCAAUGGAGGCAACCAGCCUCUCUCUCUCUCUCUCUCUCUCUCUCUCACACUCCCUUCCUCCCACUCUCUCACACGCCUGGUCCUGGUUGGCACGCCCCCUGUCAUGUCUCAGGGCUGAGAAAGCAGUCUAUUGACUCUGAUUUAGUGCCAGUGUCAUGCUGUCCCCUUUGUGAGCUGCUGACAUUCAGUGAAUGGGAAUCAGAAUAAUCCCACCUCCCCCUCCCUCCUCCUCCCUCCCCCUUCUUCCUUCCUCCUCCAGUCUAGGGGCUGGGCUAUGCUUCAGUCUAGGGGCUGUGGUAUGAGGGGCCAGUAUUUGGGACUUGGUGCUGAGGAGGGGGGGGGGGGGGGGGGGCUAGAGGAGGUGGUGGGUUUGUGAGUUGUGGCUGUGUGGCGAGGGGCAGCGUUGUGUGGCUGGGGGGGUUAACUGGGGGCUGGGGGCUGGGGGCAGGGUGGUGGCUCUGGAGGAUUGAGAGAGUUUCUCUGCCACAUGUCUGUGAGUGAUGGAGCUGCCUGUUUGUUUAGCCUGUUCUCACAGGGACAUAGCUGCUGUCACACAGGGGAACUAACGAGAGAGAGAGAGAGAGAGAGAGAGAGAGAGAGAGAGAGAGAGAGAGAGAGAGACAGAGACAGAGAGAGAGAGAGACAGAGAGAGCAAGGCAAAUGUCAAAUUGGCUUUUUACCAAAUUACCGUACGACAGACCACGUAUUCACCCUGCACACCCUAACUGACAAACAAACAAACCAAAACAAAGGCAAAGUCUUCUCAUGCUUUGUUGAUUUAAAAAAAUAUUUUGACUCAAUUUGGCAUGAGGGUCUGCUAUACAAAUUGAUGGAAAUUGGUGUUGGGGGAAAAACAUACGACAUCAUAAAAUCAAUGUUCACAAACAACAAGUGUGCGGUUAAAGUUGGCAAAAAACACACACAUUUCUUUUCACAGGGCCGUGGGGUGAAACAGUGAUGCACAGUGAUGCAGCUUAAUUCCCACCCUCUUCAACAUAUAUAUCUAUGAAUUGGCGAGGGCACUAGAACAGUCUGCAGCACCCGGCCUCACCCUACUAGAAUCUGAAGUCAAAUGUCUACUGUUUGCUGAUGAUCUGGUGCUUCUGUCCCCAACCAAGGAGGGCCUACAGCAGCACCUAGAUCUUCUGCACAGAUUCUGUCAGACCUGGGCCCUGACAGUAAAUCUCAGUAAGACAAAAAUAAUGACGUUCCAAAAAAGGUCCAGUUGCCAGGCCCACAAAUACAAAUUCCAUCUAGACACCGUUGCCCUAGAGCACACAAAAAACGAUACAUACCUCGGCUCCUGACAGUUUCAUUCUUUGGGACGCAUCGAAAGCCUAUUUGAGGGGACAGAUCAUUGCCUAUACUAAAGGGUUGAAGAGGAAACACGGUGCCGAACUGAAUGUCCUUGAAGCUGAAAUCUCUGAGCUAGAGAAAACCUACCAGAGGUCCGAUGAAAGACCCAUACAGGAUUUUGGUAAACAAAAAAACGGAAAUAUAAUACUCUGAACACGUAUCAAUCUGAGAGGGCCAUCACUAAAUCAAAACAGCGUUACUACGAGCUUGAAGAGAAAGCACACAAAGUGUUGACAUGGCAACUAAAAGCAGAGGAAAGUAAGAGGCCAAUUAAUGCUAUAGAAACUCUUACUAACGAGAUAUCUUUCGACCCUACUGAAAUCAAUGAUACUUUUAAGAAAUAUUACGAGGACCUCUAUACUUCCCAAUCAAGCGAUGAUCUAUCAGAGAUCAACUCUUUUCUCUCCUGUCUCAACCUCCAAUGCCUGUCAGAGGAAGACAGAGAGCGACUGAGUUAACAGUUCUGUCUCCCGUGCCUGUCAGAGGAGGACAGAGAGCACCUGAGAGAACAGUUCUCAGUCCCUGAAUUGUUGGAGGCCAUUAAAUCCUUACCUUCUAAUAAAUCUCCUGUGGAGGAUGGCUUCCCUGCAGAGUUCUAUAAAGAAUUUAAGGAGCUGUUUGCACCCUACCUUUAGGAGGUACUUAACAAAGCCGGGGAGGACAACCACUUUCCAGAGUCUUUCUAUCAAGCGGUGAUUACAGUAAUUCACAAGAAAUGGAAAAAACCCGCUAAAGUGCUCCUCCUAUAGACCAAUCUCUCUCCUUAAUACGGAAAGUAAACUGGUCACCAAGAUGCUCUCUGAGAGACUGGAGUCAUGUCUCCCACUGUCCUACCCCCUCUCUGAGAGACUGGAGUCAUGUCUCCCACUGUCCUACCCCCUCUCUGAGAGACUGGAGUCAUGUCUCCCACUGUCCUACCCCGUCUCCGAGAGACUGGAGUCAUGUCUCCCACUGUCCUACCCCGUCUCUGAGAGACUGGAGUCAUGUCUCCCACUGUCCUACCCCGUCUCUGAGAGACUGGAGUCAUGUCUCCCACUGUCCUACCCCGUCUCUGAGAGACUGGAGUCAUGUCUCCCACUGUCCUACCCCCGUCUCUGAGAGACUGGAGUCAUGUCUCCCACUGUCCUACCCCGCCUGAAGACGGCGCUCCCGUCUACCCCGUCUCUGAGAGACUGGAGUCAUGUCUCCCACUGUCCUACCCCGUCUCUGAGAGACUGGAGUCAUGUCUCCCACUGUCCUACCCCGUCUCUGGGAGACUGGAGUCAUGUCUCCCACUGUCCUACCCCCUCUCUGAGAGACUGGAGUCAUGUCUCCCACUGUCCUACCCCCUCUCUGAGAGACUGGAGUCAUGUCUCCCACUGUCCUACCCCCUCUCUGAGAGACUGGAGUCAUGUCUCCCACUGUCCUACCCCCUCUCUGAGAGACUGGAGUCAUGUUUACCACUGUCCUACCCCGUCUCCGAGAGACUGGAGUCAUGUUUACCACUGUUGGUCAGAUCAGACUGGCUUCACAAUUAAUAGAUUGUCCUCCAAAAAUCUCAGAAGGUUCUUUGAUAUAAUUCACCUUGCUAACAAAAAACAAAAUACCUAAUGUCGCAGUCUCCCUCGACGCCGAAAAGGCCUUUGAUAGGGUCGAAUGGCCAUACCUCUUUUGCGUCUAGGAAAAGUUUGGUUUAGGCACCGUGUUUGUACAUUUGAUCAAAUCACUCUACAAAUCUCCUACAGCUGGGAUUGCUACCAAUGGGAUUACUUCCUCCUCUUUCCCUCUCUAUAGGGGGAACAGACAAGGUUGCCCAAUUAGCCCCCACCUCUUCGCCCUCGCCAUCGAACCAUUGGCCGAGACCAUUAGAACGUGGCUUUGAGGUGGGCCCCCCAUACCCAUAAGUUAUCACUUUUUUGCGGACGUCCUUAUCUUAUUUCAAACGGACCCAGAAACAUCCCCUCUCUCACGUACAUAACCUACUACAGUAUUAUAGUUAUUUCUCUGGAUAUAAGGUUAAUUUUGAUAAAAGCGAAAUCUUACCGUUGUCUGUCUUUGACCAUCAUACCAUCAAGCAUAAGUUUCCUUUUAGAUGGUCGCCAAUGGGCUUCACAUAUUUGGGCAUAAUGGUGGAUGGUAACCUGAGCAACCUCUAUGAACUCAAUCUGGCCGGCUUGUUGCAAAAGGUGGAGGGUGACCUGUGCAACCUCUAUAAACUCAAUCUGGCCAGCUUGUUGCAAAAGGUGGAGGGUGACCUGAGUAAAUGGCUGGACUUGCCUCUCACUCUACUGGGUAGAAUGAAUGUCAUUAAAAUGAAUGUCCUGCCCAGAUUUCUAUAUUUGUCUCAAUCUCUCCCCAUCACUGUGCCCGCAGCAUUCUUUUCCUCUCUCGACAAGCUGACCAGACGGUUUAUCUGGCACGGCAAAACUCCUAGGGUUAGCCUGGACAAACUGACCCUUGAUUACGGUCAAAGGGGGCUUAAACCUCCCCAAUUUCAGAAUGUACUACUGGGCUGCGCAGUCUAGAUUUCUGGCUCAGUGGUUUGACAACGGUCCUCCUCCCUCAUGGUUGAACGUGGAAACGUUUGAGGUACACGAGGACACUGGGGCAGGAAUUGUUUUACAGAUGGGACAUGAAAUCUAUAAAAACUAUCACAGACAACCCUUUAAUUAUACAUUCUGUCCUGACAUGGAGCAAACUGCAGCAUGAGCUGUUCAGACGAGAGGGAUUUAUUUCCCCUAAAACCCCUCUAUGGAACAAUAGAUUGAUCCCUAUGUUUUUCCAGAAUAGUACCAUUAGACUGUGGUCUGAGAAGGGCAUCACUCUUCUGGAACAUUCUUAUGAGGAGGGAAUUCUUAUGUCCUUCGAACAGCUGAAACAGAAAUACCACUUGUCUAACAAAGACUUCUUUAGUUACCUGCAACUAUGGCAUGUUAUUAAGGUGAAUCUCAAGGGCCAAAGGAACCUACCUAAUAUGUCACCUAUUGAACAACUCUGCCAUGCUGACCGACCACUGUUCAAGACCAUUUCCUGUGUUUACAAUGCUCGUACGUCAGGACCUGAACUAGAUAAAUCCAGACUUAGAUGGGAAAAAGAUCUGGGUAUUAAUCUUGAUGAGGGACUAUGGAGUGACCUAUGCAGGGAUGGGGUUACUUCCACAUUGAACUCCAGAUACAGACUGAUCCAGUUUAACUUCCUCCAUCAGCUCUGUAUCACCCCAUCUAGA